This is a messenger RNA of Anopheles darlingi, 1127 nucleotides long. RefSeq names its product RING finger protein narya-like. Gene Ontology annotation, cellular component: synaptonemal complex. Lineage: Eukaryota; Metazoa; Arthropoda; Insecta; Diptera; Culicidae. Gene Ontology annotation, biological process: reciprocal meiotic recombination; protein sumoylation; homologous chromosome pairing at meiosis. The record is from RefSeq and is a predicted model, not a curated record. The transcript has 5 exons. The coding region runs from base 341 to 1120 and encodes 259 amino acids. Gene Ontology annotation, molecular function: SUMO transferase activity.
CUCGGCGAUGCACGUUUGUAUGUUGAUUCCGAACGUUCGUUUUAAAUAGAGAAUCUCUGGCCGCGUGCUGUGCGUGAGUGGCAGAUGCUCGGAUGCUACCGGGUGAGUGAAGGGAGUUGAUAAAAAUGUCCAAAGCAAGGGACAAAUCACGUUUCUUAACACAUUCAAAUGAAGAUAUCGAAAAUGUUUCGCUGUCUGCUGGACGAGCUCUUGUGGAAUGAUCUGUUCAUUCUAAAAUGAAAAGUAAUAAAAAUCUUUGCUGGUUGUAACGGUUUAAAAGAAAGGAGAAAAGGGACCGCACAUUCUAUCAACUGUCCUGUCGCCAUGUUAUCUGUAAACUAUGCGUGUCCAAAACAAACCGUGGUACGGUUUGUCCGGUUUGUCGGCGAUCCAUUCAGCGGUUCACCGAGUUGAACAACGAGGUAAGCAAGGGGAAUCGUCAGCGAAGGGUAGAACUGUGUUUUUGAUUGUUCUCUUCUCGAUCAAACAGAUGAACGCGAAAGACAAAAUGAUGUUCGAUCCGGCUGCCAUCGGGGCACUUGAUCGGCAGUGUCAGAAUGUGGUAUUCCAGUACAAGCAGCGAGAGCACCUGAUAGAGAAAAUUCUUCGCUCUCGCAAUGAACUGCCAAGGUUAAGCGAAAUGGAGGACGAAUUACGGAAUCGAAUUGUCGAGACGCAGCGGCGCUACGAGAAGCUCAGAAACUAUCGGCGCAGUUUGCAGGAACAUUUACGUAAAUCGAGAUUUAACCACUCCGGUAUAACCCCACAAUCCCAUCUACUGUCGACACCCGCAUCAGGGCAAGCGGCGAUGGCGGCGGCGGCGGCGGCGGCGAUCAAUCUUUCUUCCUCCAGGUCCUCCUCUGGUGGUGUGGCACACUCAAAUCGCGCCGUCGAUUUGAGAUGUAGCCAACGAUCUUACGCAUCUUCGUCGCGGGUGUCUGCCGCGAGUGCUACCAGUAUAACGCGAAGCAAGCUCCAUGCGGCAAAUGAUUCGGGAAUAAGCACACGUACUCCACUAACUCGUCCCAACUUCAAGGCGAGUAGUGUUAGCAAGAGUAGCGGUACCAGGCACGCUGGCCACUUAAGAUUGCAGCAGUUCCUACAAACACCGCAACGCUAAGUGGAGG